Messenger RNA from Miscanthus lutarioriparius, 525 nucleotides. The record is from the annotation of a GenBank genome assembly. Lineage: Eukaryota; Viridiplantae; Streptophyta; Magnoliopsida; Poales; Poaceae.
AUGGUGAUUAGUGACAAAUGGAGUGUGUACAGAGAAGUCAGAGAUGAUUCUCCAACUCCAACAGCCCAAAUUGUCAAGGACUUGAUACUUAGUGAUGUAUGGUGGGACAAGGUGGACUACAUUCUUAAGAUUACUACUCCUAUUUAUGAAAUGAUUCGUAUGACAGACACCGACACACCAUGUCUUCACUUAGUUUAUGAGAUGUGGGAUUCAAUGAUAGAGAAAGUGAAGAAAGUCAUAUAUCGAUAUGAGGGCAAGCAAGAAGAUGAGGAGUCAAGUCUGUACUCGGUUAUUUAUGACAUAUUGAUUGCUAGGUGGACAAAAGGAAAUAAUCCACUUCAUUGUUUAGCUCAUUCACUUAAUCCAAGAUAUUAUAGCAAAAAGUGGAUUGAAGAAGGUCCUGGCCGUGAACCACCCCACAAGGAUAAAGAGGUAUCAAAAAUGAGGAUGGUUUGCUUCAAGAAGUUCUUUCCCAUGCCGGAAGAAUUGGCUAAAGUAAAAAGAAGAGUACUCAAGGUUCUCUAG